Molecule: messenger RNA, 1392 nt
Organism: Copidosoma floridanum
Lineage: Eukaryota; Metazoa; Arthropoda; Insecta; Hymenoptera; Encyrtidae
Biological process (GO): ubiquitin-dependent protein catabolic process
Molecular function (GO): ubiquitin protein ligase binding
Source: RefSeq, a predicted model, not a curated record
AUGUUACGCUUCAGACGCAAGGAAAAGAUAAGGAAUAAAGCACAAUCUGCCGCGAAACGAAGUAAUUCCGACGAGGCGUGGGAAAAAAAGAAAAAGCAACAAUCUUGCCCGAUACGAAGUGAUUUGGACGUUAUUUGGGAAGAGAUCGAAGAAGGUAUCGCACGCAUCUACGAUGGAGAGGCUAUGCUCCCGAAGAACCGCGUGGAAUUGGACACUCUAAUAAAGAACUACUGCACAAGUGUUCAUCAACAAAAAAAAGGUACAAGAGGUCAUAAGAAGACGACAAACGAUAUCGAAUCGAUUGCCUUGGAGUUGCAUCAGAAAAUAAGCCAUUUUCUCGAGAACCACCUGAUUGAUUUGCAGGAGGAGCAAGAAGACCAUCUUACGGGUGAAUGUUUACUCGAAUUUUACACAAAAGUGUGGGAAGAAUACCAGUCGAGCAGUAAAGUACUCAAUGAUAUUUUUGCCUACUUCAGCGAUCACUGGGUAGAAGAGGAACGCGAAAAAGGAUACGAAGGAAUUUUCGAAACAUACAAAUUGGCGUUAGUGGCAUGGAAGGAUACUAUUUUUCAGAAUUUGAACAAACAGGUAACCAACGCCGUUUUAAAUCUAAUUGAGCGCGAAAGAAAUGGAGAAACGAUAAACACGCGUUUAAUCGCUGGAGUCAUCAGAAGCUACGUAGAACUUGGUCUCAUCGAAGAAGUUCUCGGUGACGAGGGACAAACUCUUCGCUUAUACGAAGAAGCAUUUGAAAAUCAAUUUCUCGAUGACACCGAAAUAUUUUAUACUCGCGACAGUGAAGAAUUUCUACGUGACAAUUCGGUCGUAGAGUACACGUUACAAGUUGAAGAAAUAUUAGAAGAGGAGCAGAAACGGGUAAAAAAUUACCUGCACGAGACAACACACGAUAAACUCGUGAAGACGUGCGAGCAAGUACUGAUCGAGAAACAUCUUGAUGUCUUAUACGAGGAGUUUAGUCAUUUUUUGGACGAAGAUAAAAAUAAUGGCUUGGGAAGAAUUUAUCGGUUGGUCGCCAGGAUACCCAAUGGCCUUGUCGAGUUGAAGAAUAUUUUUAAAAACCACGUUUACAAUCAAGGCGUCGCUGCUAUUGAUAGAUGUGGCGACAUGCCCGCUAAAGAUUCCAAACAUUAUAUAAAAACUGUUCUGAUGUACUCCAAGAAAUACAGUACUUUGGUGCAGGACAAAUUUAACAAUGACAGAAGUUUCUUGGAAGCCUUGGACGAAGCUUGCAAACAAAUGACCGGUAAAAGGGUGGCGAGAAAAAACAUAGGUAUUCGUAGUAGGUCUUUGGUAUCGUUGGCACAUGAACCUUGCAUGAUGUCCGACAACGGUGUCGAAGCUUGUGUGACCUCAAUAAAAAUAAUUCCAUGA